AGAUGCUUCAAAAAUAAAUUAUAAUUAUAAUCCAAGUCCAACUAGACAUUGAUUGGUGCAGGUUUGGGGCAGUCAGCUUACAACUCGGUACCCAAAUCUCUUCUCCUCUUCUCCCUAUUGACUCUGCUUUUGCUCUUCCUCCUGUCUUCCUCUCCUCGCCGUCUGACUUCUCUUGGGCUCCGGCACUCCAACGCAUCAUGACUCGCGGUAACCAGAGAGAGAAGGAUCGGGAGAGAGCUGCGGCUCGGGCCAAGGCUAGCAAGAACAAAGACGAUGGAUUGACCCCAGAACAGCGUCGAGAGAGGGAUGCCAAAGCUCUUCAAGAAAAGUUGGCCAAGAAGGCUGACAAGAGUGCAGGGGCGGCCGGAGCAAACUCCUCCUCCGGAGGUAAAAGCAAAUAACACCAAAUAAAAAGAGUUGCCUCUCGUAUGGUGGAACCUUGGUUUAGUGUUUUGGCUUGGUUUGUGGUUCUUGAGAUUUCCCUGUUCUGUUUUUGUUAUUGGUAAUGUUGUGUUAUUAGUUAUUCAAUUACUGAUGUCUGAAAAAUCUACUUCCUAAUUAUUGAUGUUGGUAUAACAUAAAAGCCUUUGUGGGUUUGUGUGCUUCAAUUCAAAAUAAUCAAAUUAGCUAAUGUUAU
Molecule: messenger RNA, 637 nt
Organism: Fragaria vesca subsp. vesca
Lineage: Eukaryota; Viridiplantae; Streptophyta; Magnoliopsida; Rosales; Rosaceae
Exons: 3
Coding region: 198-401 (67 amino acids)
Source: RefSeq, a predicted model, not a curated record